Molecule: messenger RNA, 2729 nt
Organism: Suncus etruscus (white-toothed pygmy shrew)
Lineage: Eukaryota; Metazoa; Chordata; Mammalia; Eulipotyphla; Soricidae
Product: alpha-mannosidase 2-like
Exons: 3
Coding region: 5-2140 (711 amino acids)
Biological process (GO): mannose metabolic process; protein deglycosylation; N-glycan processing
Cellular component (GO): Golgi membrane
Molecular function (GO): carbohydrate binding; alpha-mannosidase activity
Source: RefSeq, a predicted model, not a curated record
CGCGAUGAAGCUGAGCCGGCAGCUGACGGUGUUCGGCAGCGCGAUCUUCUGCGUGGUGGUCUUCUCGCUCUACCUCAUGCUGGACCGCGGCCACCUGGACCGGCCCGACAGCCCGCGCCGCGAGGGCGCCUUCCCGCAGGUCCAGCUCUCAAUGUUGCAACAAAAAAUAGACCAUUUAGAGCGUUUGCUAGCUGAGAAUAAUGAGAUCAUCUCAAACAUUAGAGACUCAGUGAUCAAUUUGAGUGAGUCUGUGGAAGACAAUCCGAAAAGUUUGCAGGGCAACUUCAGUCAAGGGGCUGGUGCCCUACCUCUGCCAUCAAAGGAGAUGGGCCUCAUAGUGGACCCUGCAGAGUGCCUGUUUGCUACACAGAGCAAAAGUCAGAACCAAGAAGUGCAGAUGAUGAAUGUUUACAAUAUAAUUCCUUUUGACAAUCCAGAUGGCGGAGUUUGGAAGCAAGGAUUUGACAUUAGCUAUGAUGAAAAUGAAUGGAAGGACUCUCCCCUUCAAGUCUUUGUGGUGCCUCAUUCUCAUAAUGACCCAGAAAUGGAUUUCAAACAAGAGAAUCAAGAUUUUCAGCCACAGCAAAAAAUUAUAUCUCUAAAUGGCGAACCACGGCACCUCUGUGUUAUACAGUACCUGCCUGGGCAUCUUGUGGUCUUUAAUCCUUCAGAACAAGAACGAAAUUCGGUGGUGUCUAUCUCUGUGAGUUCCUCCAAGUUCCAAGUGUCUUCUAUGUCGGGAAGACCUGUGGAAACUCAAGUUAGUGCAGUUUGGGACAAAGCAAAUACUCCAUCAGAAGCAGCCUAUGAGGUUUCUUUUCUAGCAAAAUUACCACCAUUUGGUUUGAAAGUCUAUAAAAUUUUGGAAUCAACAAGUUCAAAUCCACAUUUAGCUGAAUAUGCCUUAUAUAAUAGUGCUAAUAUAAAAGAUACAGGAAUUUUCAGCAUAAAAAAUAUGAAAAGUGCUAAAGAAGAUAUCACUCUGGAGAACUCCUUUAUUAAACUUCGAUUUAACCAAUCCGGGCUUAUGGAGGAAAUGAUAAAUAAAGAAGAAGGCAAACAUCAUCAUGUAAGAGUACAAUUUUCAUGGUAUGGAACUACAAGUAAAAGAGACAAAAGUGGUGCCUACCUCUUCUUACCUGAUGGGGAAGCCAAGCCUUAUGAGUACCGAACACCACCCCUGGUCAGAGUGCAACAUGGAAGGAUUUUUUCAGACAUAACUUGCUUUUUUGAACAUAUCACACAUAGAGUUCGCCUGUACCACAUAAAGGGGAUAGAAGGACAGUCUGUGGAAAUAUCUAAUACUGUGGACAUUCGGAAGAAAUCUAACUAUGAGAUUGCAAUGAAAAUUUCUUCGGGCAUAAAUAGUCAAAACAGAUUUUAUACUGACCUAAAUGGAUACCAGAUUCAGCCUAGAAUGACAAUGAGCAAGUUGCCUCUUCAAGCAAAUGUAUAUCCAAUGACUACAAUGGCCUAUAUCCAGGAUGCAGAGCACCGCCUGACUCUGCACUCUGCUCAGUCCUUAGGUGUUUCGAGUUUGAUGAGUGGUCAGAUUGAAGUUAUCAUGGAUCGAAGACUCAUGCAAGAUGAUAACCGUGGCCUUGAACAGGGGGUCCUUGAUAACAAGAUUACAGAAAGUUUGUUUCGAAUUCUACUAGAAAAAAGAACUGCUGUGAAUAUGAAUGAAGAAAAGCAUCCAGUCAGUUAUCCUUCUCUACUAAGCCAUCUGACUAAUUUUUUCCUGAAUCAUCCCAUCUUUCCAAUGAUAGAGAAAAACUACAUGCCUACCCUUCAGCUGCUGGAAGGAUUCUUUCCGUUAAGCUCAUCUUUGCCUUGUGACAUUCACAUUGUUAAUCUGAGGACAAUACAGCCAAAGGUAGAUGGCCAGCACCCCGAUGAAGCAGCCUUGAUCCUGCAUAGGAAGGGGUUUGACUGCCACUUCUCUAGCAAAGACACAGGCCUAUUGUGUUCCACCUCCAAGGGAAAGAUCUUGGUCCAGACACUUUUUAGCAAGUUUACCGUUGAAAGUCUCAUACCUUCAUCAUUAUCCUUGAUGUAUUCACCUUCCGACGCCCGAAAUAUAAGUGAGAUCAGCUUGAAUCCCAUGGAAAUCAGCACAUUCCGAAUCCGGUUGAGGUGAACCCGGCUUUCACAUCUGGAUUGGGAAGCAUUGGCUUUAGAUACUUCUUGGUUUGACGUGCAAUAAGGAAGCACAUUAUUUUAGCUUCUGGCUACUGUGAUUAACAGGAAUUCUUUGGUUUCUUUUUGAACAGUAGUAAGGAAAACAAAACAAAAAGCCAUGCUAUAAGCCAGUUGUUCUUUUUCUUUUAAAGUUCCUCCAUGAACAACAACCAUCAGUAUGAAUUGAUGCAACAGAUGAAGAAAUGAAUAAAGACAACCAUUCAACAGAUUGUAUCUCAGGUUAAAUGCUAACUAAUUAUAUCUGUGUUGGAGGUUGUAAAGAGAUUAUUCUAAGUAGUCAUGUUGCUGAUCCUUCAUUGCUUUUUAAAAUAUCCCAUAUUUACUAAAACGAAAUGAAAAACUGGUAGAUAAUAAAUAGCUAAUGGCCAAAAUGAUUGCAAUCUUGCAUACACAUUAGAAAAAUGUAUGAGUUGAAAUACAUGGAAAAGUGCAAUCCAUCACCAUGAUGAUAGGCAUAGCUUAAUUUUUCUAUUAUACCACUUGCCCCUUCCUAUCCUUUGUAAGUAUUUCCAGAAAUAACAGAUUUU